Messenger RNA from Coregonus clupeaformis (lake whitefish), 3604 nucleotides. Its product is annotated as arf-GAP with SH3 domain, ANK repeat and PH domain-containing protein 2-like. Gene Ontology annotation, biological process: positive regulation of GTPase activity. Gene Ontology annotation, molecular function: GTPase activator activity; protein binding. Lineage: Eukaryota; Metazoa; Chordata; Actinopteri; Salmoniformes; Salmonidae. The record is from RefSeq and is a predicted model, not a curated record. The transcript has 28 exons. Gene Ontology annotation, cellular component: cytoplasm. Bases 374 to 3484 code for a protein of 1036 amino acids.
UGUUGUUUAAACUGGGGCUGGUGGGAUAGACCACAGUGAGAAAGUGAAGCGAUUUAACUUUGUUUUUAAUUAUUUUAUUGCGUGGGCAAACUGGAAUAAUGGAAUAUUGGACUAUUUUUUUAUUCGAAGUGGAUACAACGAUAACCCACAAAUAAAGGGACAUUUUACUACUGUAGUUUUUACUGUAUGUGGAUCGACGCAGAAACCGGAAUGGCAAACUUGGGAGUAGCUUAACAAAUCCUAUGGCACACUUUGAAUUAUAAAUCUUACAUAACCUUUGGGUGUUUUUUUGUGAAACUGACUAUUGCUUCCUCAAUUAAAGAUUGGGAAAUAAAGUAUUUUAUAGACGUAAACGCAUUUACAGUGAGCUAAAAUGCCGCCGCCGGAGUUAAUCACGGUCACGGAAUUUGUGGCUGAAACUAACGAGGACUACAAAGCGCCCACGACCUCAAACUUCACCACUCGGAUGUCCCAUUGUCGGAACGCCGUGGCAGCAUUAGAAGAGGCGCUAGAUGUAGACAGAGGAGUACUUCACAAGAUCAAGAAGUCUGUCAAGGCCAUAAACAACUCUGGCCUGGCCCACGUUGACAAUGACGAGCAAUACAUUCAGUCUAUGGAGAAGUUUGGGGACAGCUGUGUCUCUAGAGAGGAUCCGGAGGUGGGCUCAGCCUUCCUCAAGUUCGCCAUCUUUACCAAAGAGCUCACAGCCCUCUUCAAGAACCUGUUGCAGAACAUGAACAACAUCAUUACCUUCCCCUUAGACAGUCUACUGAAAGGAGACCUGAAAGGGGUCAAAGGGGAUCUGAAAAAGCCUUUUGAUAAAGCCUGGAAGGAUUAUGAAACUAAAGUCACUAAGAUAGAGAAGGAGAAGAAGGAGCAUGCUAAGCAGCAUGGGAUGAUACGGACAGAGUUCAGUGGAGGAGAGAUCGCUGAGGAGAUGGAGAAGGAGAGACGCAUCUUUCAGCUCCAGAUGUGUGAGUAUCUUCUCAAAGUGAAUGAAAUUAAAACGAAGAAGGGGGUUGACUUUCUCCAGAACCUCAUCAAAUAUUUUCACGCCCAAUGCAACUUCUUCCAGGAUGGUCUGAACACAGUAAAUAGCCUCAAACCUUCCAUAGAGAAACUGGCUACAGACUUGACUACAAUCAAACAGACCCAAGAUGGAGAGAGGAAACAGCUGAGUGAGCUUAGAGAUGUUCUCAAGUCCUCCCUACAGUCCGAACAGAAAGAGGAUACCCAGGCCAAGCAGACAGGAUACAGCCUUCACCAGCUCCAGGGGAAUAAGGCCCAUGGCACAGAACGCUGUGGAAUGCUGUACAAGAAGAGUGAGGGUCUCAGGAAAGUGUGGCAAAAGAGGAAGUGUUCAGUGAAGAACGGGUUCCUGACUAUCUCCCAUGGAACGGCUAACACACCACCAGCUAAACUCAACCUGCUAACCUGUCAAGUGAAGCGUAAUCCAGAUGAGAAGAAAAGUUUUGAUCUCUUCUCACAUGACAGAACCUAUCACUUUCAAGCUGAGGAUGAGGCAGAGUGUCAGAUAUGGAUCUCAGUCCUGCAGAACAGUAAGGAGGAAGCCCUGAACGAUGCCUUCAAAGGAGACCAGGACGAGGGAGGAGAGAACAACAUAGUCCAGGAGCUGACCAAGGCCAUCGUCAGUGAGGUCAAGAGGAUGACCGGUAACGAUGUGUGCUGUGACUGCGGAGCGCCCAAUCCCACCUGGCUCUCCACUAACCUAGGAGUGCUCAUCUGCAUCGAGUGUUCUGGAAUCCACAGGGAGAUGGGUGUCCACUACUCUAGAAUACAGUCUCUCACACUGGACGUCCUGGGAACCUCAGAGCUCCUGCUGGCUAAGAAUGUAGGGAACGCAGGUUUCAAUGAGAUCAUGGAGGCGGACCUGUCUGAACAGAGCGUGACUAAACCCAACCCCUCCAGUGACAUGCAGACGCGGAAGGACUACAUCACAGCCAAGUACACGGAGAAGCGUUUUGCUCAGAGGAAGUGUGCGGACUUGGCGUCCAGGCUGCACGUCCUGUGUGAGGCAGUGAAGACCCGAGAUAUCCUCUCUCUCAUCCAGGUCUACGCUGAAGGAGUGGACCUGAUGGAGACCAUCCCAAUGGCCAAUGAGCAUGAACCGGGUGAGACAGCACUACACCUAGCAGUACGAAUGGUGGACCGCAACUCCCUCCAUAUUGUGGACUUCCUGGCCCAAAAUAGUGGGAACCUGGAGAAGCAGACAGCCAAAGGGAGCACGGCGCUGCACUACUGCUGCCUGACCGACAACAGCGAGUGUCUCAAACUGCUGCUGCGGGGCAGGGCCUCAGUCAGUAUUGCCAACGAGGCAGGAGAAACACCAAUGGACAUCGCCAAGCGCCUCAGACAUACGCAGUGUGAGGAGCUGCUGACCCAGGCCGAGACGGGGAAGUUCAACGUCCAUGUACACGUGGAGUAUGAGUGGCGGCUCAGCAACGACGACAACCUGGACGAGAGCGAAGAUGAGAUGGAGGAAAAGCCCAUCCCCCACAGACGGUCAGAGCAGGAACGUCCUGUCAGCUGUUUCAUCCCGGGCAGCGGUCUCAUGGGUCCCAUGCCAGGUGGUCCCAACAUGGCCUCCUUGGCUCGCGACGCGGCCAGCCUGGCCAGAGACAAGCAGAGAGCCCAUGUCCCCAGCAUGAUGAUGAGCAACGAGACCUAUGGCACCAUCCUGGAACCCAGCCCCCCUCCCCCCGCCAUGCCACCGUUACCGGUGGUACCCAUCCCAUAUCUUCCCCCCAGGAACGCCACCAAAGGUCCAGGGUGGAAGCAGGCUCCUAUGGAGGUGGUGGGUAGACAGAGGUCCUCCUCAGACCCCCCAAACCCUAACACCCCAGACCCCAACAGCUCCAUGUAUGUGCUUCCUCCGACUGCUCCCCCUCCCCCUGUGAACAAGAGGACCAAUCCGAUGGAGCAUAGAGGCCAUAAGACUGCUCCUCUACCUCCUUUACCUACCGUAUUACCUGGGCCUCCAGUGCCCCCGGUCAUCCCAGUAGCACCAGUCCUACCAACAGCACCCCCUGCACCCCCCUUCAAACCCACACAGCCCCCUCCUGUCCCCGCAUACCAUCCCAGCAGGAGAGCCCCAGGGCCCAAGUCACCUAAAUCACCGACUAGUUCAGAUAAACCCACUCCUAAAGGACCUCCCAUCAAGACUGCUGGACCAACUGAUAGACCAGUAAAGACCGCACCUGUACCUGGAUCCCCUCAGAGCUCUGGUCCCACCCCACCUCCAACACCGAAGCCUCGCGCCAACCACCCUAAACAGAAACCCAGGAGGGUGAAAGCCAUCUACAACUGUUUAGCUGAUAACCCAGAUGAGUUAACGUUCACAGAGGGAGAGGUGAUCGUAGUGGACGGAGAGGAGGACCCGGAGUGGUGGCUGGGACAUAUGGAGGGGGAGCCGACCAGGAGAGGGGCUUUCCCUGUGAAAUUUGUACACUUCAUCACUGACUGAUGCAUCUGAUGGUGUGACCGAAGCUGUCACUGUCUUUAUCUAUGGCUGUAUCAGAGGAGGCUGGUGGGAGGAGCUAUAGGAGGGCAGACUCAUUCUAAUGGCUGGAAUGGAAUUGAUGGA